Molecule: messenger RNA, 1953 nt
Organism: Salpingoeca rosetta
Lineage: Eukaryota; Choanoflagellata; Craspedida; Salpingoecidae
Product: phenylalanyl-tRNA synthetase subunit alpha
Exons: 16
Coding region: 150-1640 (496 amino acids)
Biological process (GO): phenylalanyl-tRNA aminoacylation
Cellular component (GO): cytosol; cytoplasm; phenylalanine-tRNA ligase complex
Molecular function (GO): ATP binding; tRNA binding; phenylalanine-tRNA ligase activity
Source: RefSeq, a predicted model, not a curated record
CGAACAUCUUCCGCCAAUCGCCAACAUCCAUCUCCUCGUGUGUUACGCUGUGCUGCUGUCUUCCGUGCCAUUAUCCGUGCCGAGCGGAGCUGAGUUGCGCUGAGUGAACAGAUACACCGACACCCCCCCCCCCCCGACAGACAGACGCCAUGCCUGCAAAGCAGAAGGAGGACCUGUUGAAGGUCGUGGACACGCACGGCGCGUGCUUCAGCCGCGAACUGGCGGCAGAGUGGAAAGUGCACCACGAUGUCAUUGUUGGCUUCAUGAAGAGCAUCCAGUCCUACGGCGACAUCCUGGAAACAAAGGAGAACAAGGUCGAGCGCUGGGAGGUGACUGCAGAAGGCGCCAACGUCAUUCUUCAUGGCAGCCCGGAGGUGGCAGUCGCAUCUCGCGCCACACCCGAGGGCCGUUCCCGCGACGAAAUCUUCGCGGAGGUUGGACAGAUGGGCAACGUUGGUCUGGGCAAGGCCAUCAAGCUCAAGUGGAUCAAGACGGAGAAGAAAGGCGACCAGACCAUCGUCACCCGCAUCGCGGAGGACUUGAAGGACACGGUGAAGGAGCAGCUGCAGGCGAUCCAGGCGGACGACGCGGACAUGCUGAAGAACACAGCCGUCCUCAAGGACCUCAAGAAGCGCAAGCUCAUCGAGAAGAAGCAGUUUACGACGUACGCAAUCUCCAAGGGCCGCGAAUUCUCCCUCACCCUCGAGAAGAGGGAGGCAGACCUGACGCCGGAGAUGCUGGCCGACGGGUCGUGGCAGACGACCAAGUUCAAGCAGUUCAACCUGCAGGCACUGGGCACGCCCGUCAACUAUGCUGCGCUGCACCCGCUGAUGAAGGUCCGCACGGAGUACCGCCAGAUUUUCCUCGAGAUGGGAUUCGAGGAGAUGCCCACCAGCCGCUUCGUCGAGAGCGCCUUCUGGAACUUCGAUGCGCUGUUCCAGCCGCAGCAGCACCCGGCCCGCGAUGCACACGACACCUUCUUCAUGAGUCUUCCCGAGAAGUCGACCGACUUUCCCCCAGAGUAUCUUGAGCGCGUGAAGCAGACGCACGAGAACGGCGGCGGCUAUGGCAGCCAGGGGUAUGAGUACGACUGGAAGCUUGAGGAGGCGCAGAAGAACAUCCUGCGCACGCACACGACGGCCGUUAGCGCUCGCAUGCUGUACAAACUCGCACAGAACAAGCCGUUCAAGCCCGUGAAGUACUUCUCGAUUGACCGCGUGUUCCGCAACGAAACGCUCGACGCCACACAUCUCGCCGAGUUCCACCAGAUUGAGGGCGUGAUUGCGGAUUACAACCUGACGCUCGGGGAUCUCAUUGGGACGCUGGAGUCGUUCUUCAAGCGGCUUGGCAUUGAGGACCUUCGCUUCAAGCCGGCGUACAACCCGUACACGGAGCCCUCCAUGGAGGUCUUCUCCUACCACAAGGGGCUCGACAAGGUCGUCGAGAUUGGCAACUCAGGCAUUUUCCGACCGGAGAUGCUGCGGCCGAUGGGCCUGCCGGAGGACGUCGUCGUCAUCGCGUGGGGUCUCUCCCUCGAGCGGCCCACGAUGAUCAAGUACGGGUACUCCAACAUCCGCGACCUCAUUGGCCCAAAGGUCAACCUCCUCGCUGCAAAGGAGAAGCCAAUCGUGCGCAUCUGAGCGCCCCCCCCCUCCGUUGCCCUGUUGGCGAUGAUGGGUGGUGUUUGCUGCUCGCGUUGCUCUUGCCAUCAUUGUCAUCGUUGCAAUCGUUUCCAUUGUUUCCGUUCUUCACCGUCGUAGUUUCCCCCCUCUGCCCCCUUUGUUCUUGUGCAUGUGUGUGUAUGUGUGUCUGGUCUUGCUGCACAGUUCUUCUUAGCUACACGUGCAAAUGUGAGUGCGAGUCUCUUCGUCUAGUUGGUUGGUUUGUCUUUAAACACACCGUUGAACAGCGGGUCAACAACCAUCCUAGCGUGAAUGAACAUCCUAGCGUGGG